GUCUUAACGGGCGACGCCUCGUUCACUAGCUUGCUCGUUUCUUCGCACCGUCCAAUAACCAAAAUUACAUCGUCUAACGUCUCAUUACUCGCUCGGCUUCUCGACACUCAACAGUUACCUCUUCGAUCCCUUUAAUCCCCAAGACUCUCAUCCAAAUGGCGGAUAAGGAGAAGAAGAAGAAGCCCAAGAAGAAGGAGGAGGCGGCGCCACCACCAGAACCAGUGCCUGAACCAACACCGGAACCAGCACCACCUUCCACACAUGCUUCGGCAGCAGCCACACCGACUGAAUCUGCUAGAGCCAGCAGCCGUGGAAGCCGUAAGGCUGCCAAGCGCUCCGGUUCCAAUGUGUUCUCCAUGUUCUCGCAGAAGCAGGUUGCUGAGUUCAAGGAGGCGUUCCAGCUGAUGGACCACGAUAAGGAUGGCAUCAUUGGCAAGAAUGACCUUCGCGCCACCUUUGACUCCCUUGGCAAAAUUGCUUCUGAGAAGGAGUUGGACGAGAUGGUGAACGAAGCACCUGCACCCAUCAGCUUCACUCAGUUGCUCAAUCUGUUCGCCACCCGUAUGUCCGGAGGUUCCGACGAUGACGACGUUGUCAUCAAUGCCUUCAAGACCUUCGAUGAGAACGGCAGAAUCGACGGCGAGAAACUGAGGCACGCUCUGAUGACCUGGGGCGACAAAUUCAGCGCAAAGGAAGUCGAUGACGCCUUUGACCAGAUGUACAUCGACGACAAGGGCUUCAUCGACACCCCAGCCCUGAUUGCCAUGCUCACCGGAACCGGUGAGGAAGAAGAGGAAGGCUAAACGUUGAUCUUGCGAUCGACGCGGAGCAGUGGAGAGAGAAAGAGGGAGGAAGACAAAAACAAGAGAGAUUGAAAGAAGAGAGAGGAGAGACAAGAACAAAGAAGCACCUCGUGAAUGGACCAUGGAGAAGGAUGGAGCCGGGCAUCGUUUAUUCGUCAGUACAAUCGCACUUCGUGGAGCAACCAUCCAAGUACUCGUUAUCAAGAGAAGGAAACCCAGUGAAAGAGACAGUAAAAGCGGAACUGCACGAACAUAACGUACAUAAAAAAUUAGGAUACGCUCAUUGACAACCGACACACCAACGAUUCGGAUGCCUAUCAUCGUUAUUAACAUUUUAUUAUACCUACUACUAUUCCUAAAUGCUAUGAGACCUUAAGAGUAAAGUACUCGAAUGAAUUUUCAAUGAAUAUUCGACCACCGUCGAUGAGUGUUUUCCUCGUUAUUCGUGUACUUUGCUGUUGUCACUAUGUAAGCGCGUGUUUCUUUUUCCUUUCCUUUUUUCUGUAUUCCUUCUGCACCAAGCCAAACUCUUACGUCUUCUCCUCGAUCGGAGCCGUUAUUGAAGGUUAUCCUAAUACAACGAAUCAUCUCCGAGAUACUGUUGCGAAGGGCAAUUGUACUGACGAAUAAAUUAAUACGUACGUGCUCCGUGUGUGGGUGAUCAUUAACCGAGGACUAUUACUUAUACAUUAUCGUUCAUCUAAUAAAAAAUAUUGAAAACACCAA
This is a messenger RNA of Cephus cinctus (wheat stem sawfly), 1529 nucleotides long. It is a transcript of the gene Mlc2, whose product is annotated as myosin regulatory light chain 2. The transcript has 5 exons. Bases 156 to 803 code for a protein of 215 amino acids. Lineage: Eukaryota; Metazoa; Arthropoda; Insecta; Hymenoptera; Cephidae. Gene Ontology annotation, cellular component: cytoplasm; myosin II complex. The record is from RefSeq and is a predicted model, not a curated record. Gene Ontology annotation, biological process: post-embryonic development; locomotion. Gene Ontology annotation, molecular function: myosin heavy chain binding; calcium ion binding.